UGGAAAAUAGAGACCUGCUUUAUAUCCCAGGUCUUUGAUGUGUUUAGUGGUUCCAGUAAGGAUCUGCCUCUCUUUUGUUUUGAUUUACAAGACCUUUCCUAUAUAUUUGAGCAGUCAAGCAGCCCAGUACAGAGGGUAGAGACAUUUACCCAGAGGAACUUCUAUCACUCAUUGUGACUUGCAGGGAUUUCGGGUCCCGGUGUGAGCUCUAAGAGAAGAGUUAGUUCCAGCAAGAUCAGAGGAAGGACAUGAAGCUGGCACACCUUCUCCUUGGCCCCAUGGCCCUCCUCCUCCUGGUUGGCUGCUGCUGCGUUCUCAGCACCUCCGGCGGGAACCUGCACACCUUUGUGGGCUGUGCUGUGAGGGAGUUUACCUUCCUGGCCAAGAAGCCCGGCUGCAGGGGCCUUCGGAUCACCACUGAUGCCUGCUGGGGCCGCUGUGAAACCUGGGAGAAGCCCAUUCUGGAGCCCCCGUACAUCGAAGCCCACCAUCGAGUUUGUACCUACAACGAGACCAAACAGGUGACCAUCAAGCUGCCCAGCUGUGCCCCCGGAGUUGAUCCUUUCUACACCUACCCCGUGGCUGUCCGCUGUGACUGCGGGGCCUGCUCCACGGCCACCACUGAGUGUGAGACCAUCUGAAGAACACAGAUGACAGGCGUGAGCCUCACAGACCCACCGGCAUGGGCAGCACAAGCAGCUAUUACCCCUGGAUUCAAGGACUUUAAUUUGGAGGAGGUUACCUGUCCCCUCCAGCCCAGGCACAAGACCCAGAGGAAGCAUACGUAGGCUCAUGAUGCAAAACAGUAUUUGUGCCUUCACUAAAAUAAUUCUCUAGUUCACAAACCUGCACAUUUAAUUUUUCUUCACCUUGAAGCUCAGAACAUAAUUUGAAUAACACUCUCAUCCUCCAAUUUGGAUUUAUAAUAUGCCAAUGGUUUAAAUGCAUUUGGGUGUAAUUAAUUAGGCAUGGGGCUGGAAAGUUUUUAAAUUCUCAUGUCCUCCUUAAUGACGGGUCUCCCACUAGAUUUAUGACCAAAGGGCCGGAAAUCAAUAAAAUCCAUGUUUAAUCCUCAUACCCCUACCCCAGA
Messenger RNA from Artibeus jamaicensis (Jamaican fruit-eating bat), 1090 nucleotides. It is a transcript of the gene GPHB5, whose product is annotated as glycoprotein hormone subunit beta 5. The transcript has 3 exons. Bases 249 to 641 code for a protein of 130 amino acids. Gene Ontology annotation, cellular component: extracellular region; cytoplasm. The record is from RefSeq and is a predicted model, not a curated record. NCBI's taxonomy places the organism in Eukaryota, Metazoa, Chordata, Mammalia, Chiroptera, Phyllostomidae. Gene Ontology annotation, biological process: regulation of thyroid hormone receptor signaling pathway; G protein-coupled receptor signaling pathway. Gene Ontology annotation, molecular function: hormone activity.